AAACUCCACGGAAGAAGAAGAAAACUCACGUGUUCAGUGCAGCAGAUGAGCUUCGUAUCCAAUCAGACAACAGGUCACCGAGGCAAAAGUCGUCCCUCUCGCUGUCUUUGAGAAGCGUCUCCCGAAUUUAAAACCUUGGUUACUUGGAAACAAUGAGCAAGGGGGAAAACUAUCAAUGUAACGUAAUACACAACGGCCACGUUAGAACAGCAUCAAUACGGUAUAAACAUUUAGCUUUUUCAAUGAGGCUUGUCAUAAUAGCUUAACACAGAUAUUUAGCGUCUUCGUUUUGGAUUAUUUGCCUCAAGCAAGAAUUUGCUACCAACUGGAGAGGAAUUGAACAUCAUGGACUGGUCAGACUAAUUAUUUUCCCACACUCUUCUGACACCAUGCCAAGUCGUCAAAAGAAAAUUAUAUUCUCUGUCGCCGGUGUGUUGAGUUUCGGUUGCGUCCUCAUUGUUGCGGCCGCGAUGGGGUCGCAAUUUUGGGUCCAGGGGACUAUGCUGUGUACAACCGGGGCGCAGCUUGUAAAUGCCACAGGACAAGAGCUUGAUAAAUUUGUCGGUAGGGUUAACUAUGGUCUCUUUCACGGACAGACAGUGAAGCAAUGUGGACUUGGUGGAAGACCCUUCAGAUUUUCAUUUUUUCCGAACUUGGUGGACGUCAUCCCAGCCAGUCUUCAUGUCACUGUGAUCUUCUUCUGCGGAGUUCUCAUCCUCUUCUCCUCUGUGGCCACAGGCUUCUUUGUGUACAACGCCUUUGGUAGUCCCUACGAGACUCUGCACGGAGCCCUGGGACUCUACCUCUGGAACUUCGUCUGCUGCCUCUGCAGCUGCCUGGUGAUGAUUCUGUUUGCGUCCGAGGUGAAGCUCCACCGGCUGUCUGACCACAUCGCCAACUUCAACGAGGGCACGUUUAUGUACAAGACGCAUACAGAACAAUUCGAUCACUCCUUCUGGCUCAUCUUCCUCACCUUCCUCGUCCAUGGCCUUAACAUCCUACUGAUCCGUGUGGCCGGGAUCCAGUUCCCCUUCCAGGAGGCCAAAGAGUCGAAUGUCAACACUGGGGCAUCAGAUCUCAUGUACUGACCAGGGCUUUUGUUUGUUUGUGUGGCCGCUGGCUGCCCCUCCCCCACUCUAGUGACACUGAGCCUCGGCUAUUGGCAUGUCUCAAUGGGAGACUUGGGGCCAUAGCUCCUUGGUGCCCAUGUGCUGUUGUAAGGUCCAAGAAAAUGUGACCGUCCUAAGCCACUUCUUUUCUCCUUCCCAUGACGAGCUGUCAGUCCUUCAGACGACAACCGGAGAAGUCUCCCUGGCCACCUCUGUUAGGGAUGCUGUUUUGAAUCUUGGAGGGGAGGGGUCUUGUUUUUCUUUCCAUCGUGUCAUUAAUUGGUGAUAUCUCGUUAGGCGGUGGGCCAAUUAAAGGCCAGGAUUUCACUCGGCUAUAGAAAAGCAGAGACUUGUUUGGUUCCACUCCUUUUAUCAGGUUUUUCCAAGAAUUGGCAGUCCCUCCCUUGGCAGUCCGAAGUUUUAUCAAUGAAGGGGGACUGUUAAACAGUAUGUGACGAUUGAUUGACCAGAAUAGGUACCAUGUGUGUUUAGCCUUUCAUUAGUGCCCCCGAAAUGUAUUGAAAGACCACAACUGUACAACUUAAACAGAGCCGUUUCUCUAUCCCUUGUGCUUCAUAUUGGUUUUUACUUACAUAUUUAGAAAUCCUAGAGGUCGCUUCAUUGUUUAGUUAGAUUAUGUAUUCAGAAUCAUGUGAUUUGCCAAUUUGAAAGAUUUUAAUGAUGAUCAUUCCUAAUACAACAUUUUAUUUUAUGUGUAGAGCUUUUUAGAUUUGCUCUAGAUUUAUAUUCUGUUGGUGUAAGUCUGACAUGCUGACCUCGCAUGCGCGAGCGUUGUAAAAUAAAUUUCAACAUACGUUAUUCAAUUAUUGCA
Messenger RNA from Oncorhynchus mykiss (rainbow trout), 1941 nucleotides. RefSeq names its product clarin-1. Lineage: Eukaryota; Metazoa; Chordata; Actinopteri; Salmoniformes; Salmonidae. Gene Ontology annotation, biological process: equilibrioception; sensory perception of sound. The record is from RefSeq and is a predicted model, not a curated record.